UCGUACCUUUUCCAUCUUAAUUAGAUUCCAAAUGCCAUACUGCCUUCGGCAUUCACAUGGUGAUCAGAAGGUGGUUUGCAAACGAGAAAGCAUUAUUCAAUUUAUCUGCCAAUUAAAAAGAAUUACGAGAGGCAAGCCCCACAUGCAUAACAAAGAUUCAAACCUAUUAUACGGUAUAGGGUAAGAGAGGAGAUUUUGUGCUCUCUUCUGUAACAUGUUUUAUUAUCCUUUUGCUUUCUACAAUAAUAAUAAUAAUAAUGUUUUGCCUUUUUUUUUUUGGGGGGGGUAAUUAAUGAUUAUAUGGACCAUGAAGAACCACUGAAACUUGAAAGUAUGUAAAGUUGCGAGAAUAAAUAACGCAAAAUAUGAAAAUAACUUCCCGGGCUUCUCAGUGGUUCAGUUGAGGAGUCAAAAAGGCAGACCGAGAGAGAUGGAAAUGAGAAUGAGAGCGAGCGAAGACAUAGAAAUCGGCGAAGACAUAACGCCGGCAAUACCAGCUCUGUGUUUCUGUCUCAACGAUUCCUUUGUCUCCUCUCAUUGCUCCUCCUGUUUCUCUCCCCUUCCUUCCCAUCACUCUUCUUCUUCCAAUCCCUUCCACCUCCUCUACUGCUCUCCUCCGUCUUCAUGCUCUCUCUCUUCCUCCACCUCCUCCGCCGCCGCCGACUCCCACCUCCUUCUCCUCCUUCACUCCCGCCCCUCCCUCUACCCCCAUGGCGAUUCCUCCGACCUCCGCCUUGCCCUCCGCCUCCUCCACCACUCUGCUCCUCCUCCCCUCUCCCUCUCCCGCGACCGCAUCGCCGGAUUGUUGACCAACCGUCACAAAUUGAUGACUCGUGAGGCGUCCGAUGACGAUGAGUUUGUUGCCAGAAUUCGCAGUGGAGCCAGGGCUAUGGCCGCCGCCAGAAGAAUGCGAGACGGCUUGGAUGAUGUCUCCUGUUGCGAUCAUGCUGCGUCCGAAUACGACGCCGUUUUGGAGGAGGAGGCCACGGCGCUCUGCCUGGUGAUAACGAACGCCGUGGAGGUGCAGGAUAAGAGUGGGCGCACCCUCGGACUCGCUCUGUUCUGUCCCAGCUUCUGCUGGAUCAACCACAGCUGUUCUCCCAAUGCCUGUUACCGGACUUUGCUCUGUACGGAUCCUCAAACGGCACCGUCUUCUUCCGUCCAAGGGAAGAAGCCGCUGCGAAUUUCUCCCUAUAGCUGCGGCUGCGGCGACGAAGAUAAUCAAAUAGCGGGUGUCGUUUGUAGCAAUGGUAUAUUAACAAAAGAAUCCCAUUGUUAUUGUGGUCCAAGGAUCAUAGUUAGAAGCAUCAAGAGGAUAACGAAAGGGGAAGAGGUUACUGUGGCUUACACUGACUUGUUACAGCCUAAGGCAGUAAGGCAGUCAGAGCUAUGGUCGAGGUAUCGUUUUAUCUGCUGUUGUAGACGAUGUAGUGCAUCACCUUUGACUUAUGUGGAUCGAGCUUUGGAGGAACUUUCUGUUGCCAGUCUUGAUUCUUUGAGUUCCAAUAUCAGCUUUGAUACAGAUAAGGCAACUGAAAAACUAACCGAGUACAUCGAGGAUGCCAUAGCUGACUACCUGUCAAGUGAUGAUCCUGUAUCUUGUUGCAAGAGGCUUGAGCAUGUGCUUGCUCAAGGUCUUAGUGAUGAGCAGUUAGAAUGCAAGGAAGGAAAUUCACAGGCAACUUAUCGGUUGCAUCCCCUGCACCAUCUAUCUCUUAAUGCCUACACAACACUUCAAUCAGCAUAUAAAACCCGCACAAGUGACUUAUUGCCAUUGUGUCCUGAACGGGAUGAACAUCUGGUUGAAGCUUUCAACAUGAGCAGGAGCAGUGUAGCAUAUGCAUUGAUGCUUGCUGGCGCAACUCACCAUCUGUUCCACUUUGAAACUUCUCUGAUUGCAUCAGUUGCCAAUUUCUGGAUAAGUGCAGGGGAAUCCUUGCUAACUUUUGCUAGAAGCUCAGUAUGGAAUGAGUUUGUUGGAUGGGGUUUGCCUGUGUUGAAUCUUUCCUCUAUCACAGCACAUAAAUGCCCAAAAUGCUUGUUGGUAGACAAAUUUAGAACCAUCCAACUUGAUAGUCAAGUACAAUAUGCAGAUUUUGAGGACACAAGAAGGAAGUUUCUUGUUUGUGUCACUGGUUUUACACAUGAGGUUUGGAGUUUUCUAGUCAACAGCUGCUGCUAUUUAAGGUCAUUUAAGGACCCCAUUGACUUCAGCUGGUCUGCAAACUCGAAAUUUUCAAGUUUUUUGGAAAUUGAUGCUCGUUCUAGCAGCACAGACAUGCAUGGAUGUGAAGUAGAGGAAGACUCCGACAGUGGAAAAAUUAGAAUAUAUAUGUUCCAACUUGGUAUGCAUUGCUUACUCUAUGGAGGAUAUCUCGCAAGCAUAUGUUUUGGUGGGCAUUCCAGUUUGACAUGUCAUGUUCAAAAUAUUGUGGACGGUGAGUAGAAUUUGAUUUAAAAUCCCUUUGCUGAUUGAAACUGAGAUGUACAGUUAACAUGUUAUUUUGUGAAUCUUGAGAACAAACUGAGCAAAAAGACUCACCGAUGCUUUGAUACGUCAAGGCUGAGAAUUGCAUCAUUUUGCUUUUGUUGUACAAGCUUAAUUGUAUUGUGAGCUUGUGUUGGGCAGCCUGAUGCAAAGAUGAGAUGAAAUGUAAAGAAAAUGAGUGUAUAUAUUUGGUUAUUUUAUGGUGUAUUUAGAUAAUUCUUGAAGGUAGUGCUAGAGUUGGGCUCAGAGUUCUGUUUAUCAAGCAAAGCCAAGAUCCAAGUUUGAGUGCCUA
Messenger RNA from Ziziphus jujuba (common jujube), 2780 nucleotides. Its product is annotated as protein SET DOMAIN GROUP 41. The record is from RefSeq and is a predicted model, not a curated record. Bases 431 to 2446 code for a protein of 671 amino acids. Gene Ontology annotation, molecular function: protein binding. The transcript is spliced from 5 exons. NCBI's taxonomy places the organism in Eukaryota, Viridiplantae, Streptophyta, Magnoliopsida, Rosales, Rhamnaceae.